AUGCCGUCACCGUCAUCGUUAUCGACGCCAUCCUCAGCAUUAACAUCGUUAACCGGCCAGGCCAUACCCCUACCUAUAAACGAAUCCAUCAACUCGCUCAUUAACACUACUGUUUCGUCCUUCGAUGAGGCUACCUUCGAUGAGGCUACCUUCGAUGAGGCUACCUUCGAUGAGGCUACCUUCGAUGAGGCUACCUUCGAUGAGGCUACCUUCGAUGAGGCUACCUUCGAUGAGGCUACCUUCGAUGAGGCUACCUUCGAUGAGGCUACCUUCGAUGAGGCUACCUUCGAUGAGGCUACCUUCGAUGAGGCUACCUUCGAUGAGGCUACCUUCGAUGAGGCUACCUUCGAUGAGGCUACCUUCGAUGAGGCUACCUUCGAUGAGGCUACCUUCGAUGAGGCUACCUUCGAUGAGGCUACCUUCGAUGAGGCUACCUUCGAUGAGGCUACCUUCGAUGAGGCUACCUUCGAUGAGGCUACCUUCGAUGAGGCUACCUUCGAUGAGGCUACCUUCGAUGAGGCUACCUUCGAUGAGGCUACCUUCGAUGAGGCUACCUUCGAUAAUACAUAA
Molecule: messenger RNA, 570 nt
Organism: Penicillium expansum
Lineage: Eukaryota; Fungi; Ascomycota; Eurotiomycetes; Eurotiales; Aspergillaceae
Product: pentapeptide repeat-containing protein
Exons: 2
Coding region: 1-570 (189 amino acids)
Source: RefSeq, a predicted model, not a curated record